GACCCUCCAUCUCAUAUCUUGCUGCUAAAUGAUCAGUGUAACAUGUUGCAAAAUAGAUAUUUUUCUAGCCAGCCAAUGCUUAAAUUUCUAAACAAGGAUCCUGCAACGGAGCACAUUUACAUGAUACUUACUAUACAUUUUUAGCAACACAAAAUUUUGGCACAGAAGAAUGGACAUUCAAUCAAAUUCAGUGAUUUGUCAAGCACUGUGUUGGAUUCGUCAAAAUUUGAUGGAAGAAGCUUCGUGCAGGCCCUUUCAGAAGGCUGCAAGAUUGCCAUAAAUGGGUAGCCAAGAAUUCCGCAGGCAACACAUGCCUUCGUAUAUGUAUCUGGACGAAUACUCCCUCUCCCACUCCAUCAAGCUCUUGGCCACCACUAGGUCGCCCCAGCUCUUCCACUCCCUCCAUUGCUUCAUCAUCAAGCUCGGAUUCUCAAGCUCUGUCGUCCUCCUCACCGGUCUCAUCGACUUCGCCUUCAAAUGCGGCGCCUUGGGUGACUCCCACAAGCUGUUCGACGAUUUGCCCCACAGGGAUGUCGUCGCUUGGACUUCCAUGAUCGUCGGCCACGCAUGCCACGGCAGCUACGAUAACUCCUUUUCCUUCUUCAAGAAGAUGCUGGCUAGCUGCACAGCCCCCAAUUGUUACUCUUUCUCGGGUGCUUUGACCGCUUGCUCCGGCGUCGGAGUCGAUGCCUUGGCCUACGGCAAGCAGAUCCACGCUCAAGUGAUCACGUCUAGCUUCUCCUGCCCUAUCAAUCCUGUCGUUUACAAUGGUUUGCUCGACAUGUAUUGCAAAUGCCACUGUCUCUCGUAUGCCCGGAAACUGUUCGGUUCAAUGCCUGUGAGAGGCCUCAUUGCUUGGAACUCGAUGAUGUCUGGUUAUCUCCGCUCUGGGCAAGCCGAAGAAGCUUUGGAGCUGCUGGUCUUCAUGGUUAAUUAUGGUGUGAGGCCUUGUGACUUCACCUAUGCUAUUUGCAUUGAUGCAUGUGCUAGUUUGGCCUCGAUUAACCAGGGAAAGCAGCUUCAUACUUUGGUUGUCAAGAUUGGAUUCGAUUCGGAUUUGGUUAUUCGAAACAGUUUGUUGGAUAUGUACGCGAAGUGUGGCUGCAACGGAUCUGCAAAGAUCGUCUUUGAAAUGCUGCCUUCGAGGGAUCCAAUCCUCUGGACUGCUAUGAUUUCCACCUACGGGAAGUCGGGAUGCAUCAGUGAUGCGAUUAGGAUGUUCGAACAGAUGACUGAAUUGAAGAUUAAGCACGAUGAGAUUACGUAUCUUGCGAUUUUAUCUGCCUGCAGCCAUGCAGGACUGGUGAACGAAGGCUGGCACUAUUUCAGACUCAUGUCUGAAGAAAAACACACUGUUACUGCUCGGUCUGAACAUUACGGAUGCAUGGUUGAUCUCCUAUGUCGAAGUGGACGAUUGGAGGAAGCUCUUGACUUCAUUAAACAAAUGCCUUUUGAACCCGGCAUCAGUGCUUGGAGUAAAUCUAACUUAAACUUUUUUAUCUAA
Zingiber officinale is the source of this 1504-nucleotide messenger RNA. RefSeq names its product pentatricopeptide repeat-containing protein At2g03380, mitochondrial-like. The record is from RefSeq and is a predicted model, not a curated record. Gene Ontology annotation, molecular function: protein binding; RNA binding. Bases 281 to 1504 code for a protein of 407 amino acids. The transcript is spliced from 2 exons. NCBI's taxonomy places the organism in Eukaryota, Viridiplantae, Streptophyta, Magnoliopsida, Zingiberales, Zingiberaceae. Gene Ontology annotation, biological process: RNA modification.